UCAACAAAAGGUACCGAAGGAAAGGAAGCGAAAAUGAAUUAACCCAGCCCAAAGGAAGGGAACGAAGAGAAAAAGCCCAUAUUUACUGAAAUGGUGAUUUGCAACUGUACGGUUAUACGAGGACAAAGCGGGGUCUGGUUGGCUUUUUUUCCUCUCUCUUCUUUCUGGACAGUGGCUGGACUGUUCUUCCAGACGUGUGGGAAGGAUUUGGAUGGUAUAACGCUAUUACUGGACACUGCCGAAGAUAACAUGUUUACUAAGUUAGGUAUGUAUCAUAUUUAUUUUCUCCCGUUGCAACGCACGUGCAUUUGUGCUAGUAUAUAUAAACCGAAUAUACUCUAAUACUUGUUUUUUUACAAACGAGACUAACUAGAGACCGGCUAAAAGCUACUCUACCUAACAGCGUACUGAUUCAAACCUCUGUCGGUCGGUCUGUCUGUCUGUCUGUCUGUCUGUCACGUGCAUAUAUAUGCUUCCUCCGCAAGGUACCCCGAUUGUCCAGGCAGCUACCAGGAAACAUCGUCUUGAAGACUUGAACCACCACAAAUUACUUUAUCCGAGGUAGAUUUAGAAACUGACUAUAUAACAUCAGCAUAUAUUUGAGUCCUGAGAUCCAUGCCCAAACUACUUCUCUCGCAAGGCAGAACGGCAACGACAACUAUUUACACCUGGCCAGUGCCAGUGCCACCUGCUACAUAUUCGCAAAACAUUGCAGUCCACCCACCUUCCAUAGGCUCGAGAUGAAGCAGACCGUGGUGAUGUACCCCGGCGCCGGCGUCGGCCACGUUGGCCCCAUGUCGGAGCUCGCCAACGUCUUCCUCGAGCAUGGCUACGACGUCACCGUGGUGCUCGUCGAGCCGCCUUUCAAGUCGACAGACUCCGCCGCCACCGCCAUCGAGCGCAUCGCCGCCUCCAACCCGUCCAUCUCCUUCCAUGUCCUCCCGCCCCUCCCUGCUCCAGACUUUGCAGCCUCCGGCAAGCACCCUUCCCUACUCAUGCUCCAGCUCUUGCACGACUAUAACGAGCGGUUGGAAGCGUUCCUCCGCGGCAUCCCCCGGAAAAAGUUGCACUCUGUCAUCCUCGACAUGUUCUGCGUCCACGCCACCGACGUCUGCGUGAAGCUCGGCGUCCCGGUCUACACGUUCUUCGUCGGGGGCGCCUCGUGCCUGUCUGUCCUAACCCAGGUCCCGGCACUGAUCGCCGGCAGGCAGACGGGCUUGAAGGAACUCGGGGACAUGCCCCUCGAUUUCCUCGGCGUCCCGCCGAUGCCAGCGUCUCAUCUCAUCAAGGAGCUGCUGGAGCACCCCGAGGAUGAGAUGUGCAAGGCCAUGACAGACAUCUGGAAGCGCAACACGGAGACCAUGGGCGUUCUGGUGAACACGUUUGAGUUGUUGGAGAGCCGGGCGGUGCAGUCUCUCAUGGACCUCCCCGGCAGAAAGCUGCCUCCGAUCUACUGCGUCGGGCCGCUGGUCAGCAAGGGCACCAAGGAUCAUUACAAAGCAGAGAGGAACGAGUGCCUUGAGUGGCUCGAUGCGCAGCCCGACCGCAGCGUGGUGUUCCUCUGUUUCGGGAGCAUGGGCACGCUCUCGGCGGAGCAGCUCAAGGAGAUGGCCGUUGGGUUGGAGAGGUCAGGGCAGCGGUUCCUGUGGUCCGUGCGCAAGCCCGCCGGAAGCAACAGCCCGAAGAAGUACUUGGAGGUGCGCCCCGAGCCGGACCUUGACGCGCUGCUGCCUCAAGGAUUCCUACAGCGGACAAAGGGCAGGGGCCUUGUCGUCAAGUCGUGGGCGCCGCAGGUGGCCGUGCUCCGCCACCAGGCGACAGGCGCGUUCGUGACGCACUGCGGAUGGAACUCGGUGCUGGAGGCCGUUGCGGCUGGAGUGCCGAUGUUGUGCCUGCCGCUGGAAGCGGAGCAGAAGAUGAACAAGGUGUGCAUGACAGAGGACAUGGGCGUCGCUCUCGAGCUGGAGGGAUACAUGGCAAGUUUUGUCAAGGCAGAGGAGGUGGAUGCCAAGGUGAGGCUGGUGAUCGAGGGCGAGGAUGGGAGGCAGCUCAGGGCCCGGGUGGCUGCUCGCAGGGAAGAGGCCAAGGCGGCGCUGGAGGAAGGGGGCUCGUCGCGGGCGUCGUUUGCCCGGUUUUUGUUGGAUGUGGACAAUCUCGGAAAGCAGCUCAGCGAGUGACGCACUACUUGCAAAUUGCGACUGUUCUUUGCCUUCUACGUAUAUGUUUCUAGUCCAAGUUUCCCUCUUGUUUAUAUUUUACUCGUAGUUGCAUUGCAUGGUCAAUCACUUAACUUGCUAGCAUGUGCGUAGCACCAUUUAAAACCAUUAAGCUACGCGUGAAGGGUGGCCAACCAGCUACGCCACGUGGCGCAAGCUGGUUGGCCGCGGUGAGAAAUCUUUUGCAACUUUUUUAGAUGAAAGUGUGGAUUAUUUUUUAAAUACAUAUUUUUUAGAUGGAGAUGAUGACCUCUGGUAUUUUUUAAAUGGAGGGUUAUGCAAAGUGGCACUCGCUGGUAGGCUGGAGUGGUAAUUUUUUCUUUUUUCUUUUUUACCUCUUUUUUAGAUGAAGGUGAGGAUAUUUUUUGAGAUGUUAUUUUAGACGGAGGCAAGGACUUUAUGUAUUUUUUUAAAUAAAAAUGUGCGCACAGCUUUCUCUCAAGCGGCGCCACAGGGGGGCGGCCCAAUCACUAGUCUUAAUAAAUCGGCUGUGUAAGUGCCAAGUACCGCAAUUACCUCCACACAUAUUUAGGAUGUUUUCUCUUCCUGGCAAUAAUGGAUCGACUAUGUAGAGUGAUACCUUCCCAAGUGUUCAACCGCACGACAAGGUAUUGGAUUUGAAUUUUAUUCCACAUUGUUCAACUUUAUUUUUCUUUUGGACCGCAACACUUCAACUCUAGCUAGGUUGCUUGAUAAUCGUGAUCCUGUUUCAUGUCAGACCAUGGAGACAACAAAAAAUCUUUUGAAUUUUAUGUUGCUUACUAUUGCUGCGUUGUGAGAGCUUUCUAGUUUCAUUUGCCUUCUUCGUUAAUGCAUGUUCUUUUUCAGACGAAUGCCUUGCAUUUAUGCAUAUAUCAAACUGGGCAUCAGUAUGGAGUUGGAUUUGUAGCACACAUGGACGGGGACACGCAAAUUGUGGGCUAUCGAUUAGCAUUUUGAUCUUGUAUAAGAGUCGGUAUAUUUGUGUAAUGUCAUUGUAAAUUGAAGCAUUAUACAUGUCCUUGUGGCGUAGUGUAACUAUUCAUGUGGGGUAGCCUAACAUACAAUUACUGAAACUAACGUAGACAAUUCCGCAAAACAAAAAUAGCUAACGUAGGCAAGUAGCAGGGACGAGCACUCUGUUCUUCUAGUCCACUCUCAUCCUACAAGAACAAUCAUCAUGGAGCAAGAUUUUGUUGUUCUUCGCGUCAAUGAUAUCAACAAUACUACUAGGACAUGUUUGGUUGCAUGCAUUUCCCUCAACCGAGCCCGCCGGAAAGUUUGUGUCCCGUUU
Aegilops tauschii subsp. strangulata is the source of this 3489-nucleotide messenger RNA. Its product is annotated as UDP-glycosyltransferase 88B1-like. The record is from RefSeq and is a predicted model, not a curated record. Gene Ontology annotation, molecular function: UDP-glucosyltransferase activity. Lineage: Eukaryota; Viridiplantae; Streptophyta; Magnoliopsida; Poales; Poaceae.